Prosopis cineraria is the source of this 3325-nucleotide messenger RNA. Its product is annotated as DNA topoisomerase 1 alpha-like. Bases 270 to 3041 code for a protein of 923 amino acids. Gene Ontology annotation, cellular component: nucleolus; chromosome. NCBI's taxonomy places the organism in Eukaryota, Viridiplantae, Streptophyta, Magnoliopsida, Fabales, Fabaceae. Gene Ontology annotation, molecular function: DNA topoisomerase type I (single strand cut, ATP-independent) activity; DNA binding. Gene Ontology annotation, biological process: chromosome segregation; DNA topological change; DNA replication. The transcript is spliced from 17 exons. The record is from RefSeq and is a predicted model, not a curated record.
UCAGGUUGUGUCACCACCGGACCCCCCAAAUCCUCGAGGAGCUCUCUCCCUCUCUCUCUCUCUCUACAAUCUUUCACCCUAGCUCCUCCUGUCCUCCACCUUGUCGCGCUCUCGCCCUCGCACUUGAUUUUCUUACCAAUCUCUCUUCUCAUUUCUGCCUACCACUUCACCGUCUCAGCUCCAAACCUCAGCUUUAUCGCAAUCUCUCUCUCUUCUGACACCCUUUCAGAAAUUGAUGUGAUGUAUAUGCUAACACUUUCCAGAGUUGAAUGAUGGCUAUUGAGGCUUCUGGUAAACUGAAUGUGUCAGAUGAUUUUGAUGAUGAUGAUGGACCGGUAAUUUUUAAAAGGAGUAAUCCAACACCUAAGAAAAAUCAGCUGCUUUCAGAAGUAAAGAAGUCAACUUCUAGUCUUGAUGGGCUAUCACAAAGGAAAACUACUGAUAUGCCUUCAUCCAAUGGCCAAAAUUCUGGAGUACAGAAGAGCAAGAUAAUUCCAUCGGUCAAGACAUCACCCACAAAGGCUUCUGUAGAUAUCUCCAAAGCAUCAACUUCACGUGUCUGUUCUUCUAAUGUGAAGUCGCCUGUACCAAAUCCUAAAGCAUCUUUGUCAGGAGAUAAAUCAAAGUCUCUUUCGGGAUCAAGAGUUCUCAAUGACGUUAAGGAGGAAAAACCCUGUGUAAAACAUCUUCCGAAAGAAAACUCUGAAGAUUCUGAGGAUGAUGAGGAUAACAAACCAUUGAGUGCUAGGCUGAAAAUAAACUCUAAUCAUUAUAGCAAAGCCACUCCUAUUGUGAAGAAGCCUAUUGAAGACUCUGAUGAUGAUGAUGAUCUUCCUUUGUCAGCAAGAUUGUCACGGAAUGCAGGAACAUCUGGAACUGGAUAUGUGCACUCUGAUAAGAGAAAACCUCUUUUGAAAGUUCAGAAAAGUCUUCAAGGAGGCUCCAGCACCAGUAUUAAACAGGAAAAGAUGGUUACAGCAUCAGUUAAGAGGCCACUGGAUAAGACUAGUUCCCUGAAUUCUUCUGUGAAGAAGCCAAAGCUCUCAGAUCCAGCUUCAUCAAUGAAAAUUAAGCAAGUGUCUUUGAAGCAUGAGUCGAAAGUAGAUGAUGAUGAUGAUGAUGAUAUUCCUAUUUCCCAAAGAUUAUCAAAGUCUUCUGCAUCAGGAAAUAAGUCAUCGUCAGUGAAGAAGAUUGAAAAGGCAGUUAAAGUUAAUAAGGCUGGUUCAGCAUCGUUUAAGAAACCGGUCAAGAAACCAGUCAAGAAGUUGAAAAAAUCAGGCAGCAAUUCAGAAUAUUCCAAGUCUACAAAACUCCUUCCUAGUGCAGGAGAUGGGCAGAAAAAGUGGACUACUUUGGUUCACAAUGGUGUUAUUUUUCCACCACCUUACAACCCUCAUGGAAUAAAGAUGCUCUAUAAGGGGAAACCGGUCAAUUUGACUCCUGAGCAAGAGGAGGUUGCCACUAUGUUUGCUGUGAUGCGAGAUACAGAUUAUAUGCAGAAAGAAAUAUUCAAAAGAAAUUUCUGGAGUGACUGGCGCAAAUUGCUAGGAAAAAACCAUAUAAUUCAGAACUUGGAAGAUUGUGACUUUACCCCAAUAUAUGACUGGUAUCAAGUUGAAAAAGAGAAGAAGAAACAAAUGAGUACAGAAGAAAAGAAGGCCCUCAAGGAGGAGAAAGUUAAGCAAGAGGAGAAAUAUAUGUGGGCUGUGGUUGAUGGUGUUAAAGAGAAGGUUGGAAACUUUAGAGUUGAGCCACCAGGGUUGUUUCGAGGUCGUGGAGAGCAUCCGAAGAUGGGCAAACUGAAAAGGCGCAUCCGUCCAAGUGAUAUCACAAUUAAUAUUGGAAAGGAUGCUUCAAUUCCUGAAUGCCCUAUUCCUGGUGAAACAUGGAAGGAGAUAAGGCAUGACAAUACAGUUACAUGGUUAGCAUUCUGGAAUGAUCCGAUUAACCCAAAGUUGUUCAAAUAUGUUUUCCUGGCUGCUAGUAGCUCCUUAAAGGGGCAAAGUGAUAAGGAAAAGUAUGAGAAAGCUAGGAUGCUGAAGAAUUAUAUAGGGAACAUCAGGGCUGCAUACACGAAGGAUUUUACAAUUAGAGAUAUUACAAGGCAGCAAAUAGCUGUUGCCACUUACCUUAUCGAUAAGUUAGCUCUGAGGGCUGGCAAUGAGAAGGAUGACGAUGAAGCUGAUACUGUUGGUUGCUGCACAUUAAAAGUGGAAAAUGUAACAGCAGAACCCCCCAACAAGUUGCAGUUUAACUUCCUUGGUAAAGAUUCAAUCAAGUAUGAAAAUACAGUAGAGGUUGAACUUCCUGUUUAUAGUGCAAUUUUGAAGUUCCAAAAAGAUAAACGCCCUGGUGAUGAUCUCUUUGACAAGCUAGAUACAAGUAAACUAAAUGCUCACCUGAAGGAACUAAUGCCUGGCCUAACAGCUAAAGUCUUCCGUACUUUCAAUGCAUCUAUCACAUUGGAUGAUAUGGUGAGGAGAGAGUGCCCCAAGAGAGCAAUACAUCUUUCAUUGGAGUUGAAAUUUUACCUUAAUUAUAAACUUUUGAAUAAGGAUACUAAAGAUGGCGAUGUUUUAGAGAAAAUUGGUGUCUAUCAGGUUGCAAACAAGCAGGUUGCAAUAAUAUGUAAUCAUCAACGUAGUGUUUCAAAAUCUCACAGUGCACAGAUGUCAAGAUUAACUGAGAAGAUUGAUGAACUUCAGGGUGUUCUGAAGGAGUUGAAAACAGAUUUGGACAGGGUAAAGAAAGGAAAACCUCCUCUGAAGAGGGCUGAGAGAAAAAGGAACCUAACUCCUGAUGCGCUGGAGAAGAAGAUAGCCCAAACCAAUGCAAAAAUUGAGAAGAUGCGACGUGAUAUGAAAACAAAAGAAGAUCUCAAAACCGUGGCAUUAGGAACGUCCAAAAUAAACUACCUGGAUCCCAGGAUUACAGUGGCUUGGUGUAAGCGGCAUGAGGUUCCUAUUGAAAAGAUCUUCAACAAAUCUCUGCUGGCAAAAUUUACUUGGGCAAUGGAUGUGGAUCCUGACUUCAGAUUCUGAGAUCUUUCAUGGUGGAAGAGACUUAAUCUUUUACUCAUUUCUUUUACAUAAAAAAAUAUUUUUUUUUUAUUUGGUCAAGUCCAGCGGAAAUUUAUGUUGUAAUUUCUUCUAAUCUAAUUAUGGGUUGAGUUUGCCCCGCCAUUGACUGCUUUUCGCCUAGAGUUUCAACCAUUCAUAGUUAUGAUUAUCAUGCCGCACUUUGGCAAAAUAUGGAAAUGAUGUGAAUUUUUUCUAACUCAUUUUUUUUUUAAAGAAUAGCUAAUUGUUUUUGCUUGUUGCCGUAA